Alosa alosa (allis shad) is the source of this 1547-nucleotide messenger RNA. RefSeq names its product interferon-inducible GTPase 5-like. Lineage: Eukaryota; Metazoa; Chordata; Actinopteri; Clupeiformes; Clupeidae. Gene Ontology annotation, molecular function: GTP binding. The record is from RefSeq and is a predicted model, not a curated record. Gene Ontology annotation, cellular component: membrane.
CCUACAUACACCAACUCAGCGACGUUGGGCUACUAAGGGGAAAACAAACUCCGAGUGGAAUCAUUGCUCGUUUGCUUCGCAGAGGACUGCCCGUAAUUUUGGUGAUAGGCUACUUUGUGAGGGGCGACCACCAUGGCUGAAAGGGAGGAUUUUGACAAUGGCUGGGACUUCAUCAGUGACCUUGAGGUGAAGGCCGUGAGGGAGUUCAGUGAAUCCCUGGAGACCCAGAACAUCACAUCAGCCGUUCAAAGGAUCCAGACUUACUUCCGGGACCUGGACGAGGUGUUGCUGAACAUUGCGGUCACGGGGGAGUCCGGGUCUGGCAAAUCCUCAUUUGUGAAUGCCCUCCGAGGCUUGGGGGAUGAGGAGGAAGAUUCCGCUCCAACUGGAGUGGUGGAGACCACCACAGAGCCAACGGCCUACCCCCACCCCAAGUACCCGAACGUCAUCUUGUGGGACUUGCCAGGGGUUGGGACACAGAAUUUUAAGGCAGACACAUAUCUCGAGCAGGUUGAGUUUGACAGAUAUGACUUUUUCAUCAUCAUUGCAUCAGAGCGUUUUAGAAGCAGCAAUGUUGACCUGGCCACUCAAAUCCAGAAGAUGAAGAAGAAGUUCUACUUUGUGCGCUCGAAGAUUGACGUGGACGUUCAGGCCGAGAAAAGGAGGAAGAGCUUCGAUCAAAAGUUGGUUCUUGAUCGAAUAAGACAGGACUGCAUUCAGGGGCUGGUGAAGAAUGGUGUGGAUCAUCCUGCAGUCUUCCUCAUCUCCAGCUAUGAACUUGGCAACUAUGACAUCAAUGCCCUGCAGGACACUAUGGAGAAGGAGUUGCCUGACCACAAGCGUGACAUGCUUCUACUUGCUCUGCCUAACGUCACCAUGAAGAUCCACCAGAAGAAGAGAGAAGCUCUAGGGGCUAGAGUGUGGAAGAUGGCUUUGUUGUCUGCAGGCAUAGCAGCAGUUCCAAUCCCAGGCCUCUCUAUCUGUACCGAUGUGGCAAUACUGGUGACAGAAAUCAAGGAGUACUACCAGGCCUUCGGUUUGGAUGAGGAAUCCUUGGAGAACCUCUCCAAUCAGAUGGAGGUGCCGGUGGAGGAGUUUAGGGCUUGUCUCAAGUCUCCUCUGAACAAGGAGAUCAGUGCUGAUGUGGUGGUGAAGAUGCUGACCAAGGCGGCAGGAGCGGGUAUGAUGGUAGCUGGGCACGUUUUCAACAUGUUGCCCCUCCUUGGCUCUUUGCCUGCCGGGGCUUUGUCUUUUGCCUCCACCAAACUCAUGCUGGAGAGCUGCCUCAAAGAGCUGGCUGCUGAUGCACAGAGUGUCCUGAUGAGGGCGCUGCAAACUGAAGUUUGAGUAACUACAAGUGGACUCACAGCAACGCACAGAUGUAGAGUGAUUUUAACUGUGGCUUCAUGCUCCUUUAUACAUGAUAUAAUGAGUUUAUGUAACAAUGUAUAGUCUAUUGUAUGCUUAUGUCACGUGUUUCUUGGUGUUUUAUGCCCCCAACGUUGUCUUCAAGGCAUGGGUUGGGGUUAGGAAAAGGGUUGGGGUUA